AUGAAUUUCUUCAAUUAUCAGUAUCUCAACCGAAAACAUCUGCAAGGUCUCAAUGAAUAUAAAUAUAAUGCUAUUGAUACAUCUCCUGUAUCGAUUUACAUCAUGCAACCUUUUUGGAAUUGGGGUGUUGAGUUUUUUCCACGUUGGUUUGCACCAAAUUUAAUGACAUUACUUGGUUUUCUUCUUCUUGUUGUUAAUUUUGUUAUGUUUUCAUAUUAUGAUUUUUAUUUUACUGAAGCACUUGUUCUUCCGAGAUGGGUUUGGCUUAUAGCAGCUAUAUGUCAAUUUUGUUCACAUCAAUUAGAUGGCAUGGAUGGAAAACAAGCUCGACGUACAAAGUCUAGUAGUGCAUUGGGAGAAUUAUUUGAUCACGGUGUUGAUUCCUGGGCUUGUUUUUUAUUUCCUGUUUGUAUUUUUUCUGCUAUAUCAAAAGACGAAUAUGGGUUUAGUCCAAUGGCUAUGCAUUUACUUCUUUGGACUAUUUAUAUAUCAUUUAUUGAUUCACAUUGGGAAAAAUAUAAUACGAAAGUUUUAUUUUUACCAUGGUCUUAUGAUAUAUCUAUGCUUGUCAUGACAAUAACAUAUUUAUUAGCAUAUUUUUAUACGCCAGCGGUUUUCCAUUUUGAUAUUCCAAUUUUGAAUAUUCCAUUCGCAAAACUUGUUGAAUACGUAUGGCCAAGCUUAGCUUUUACCACACCACCACAAACAAUAGAUGGUAGCAGAGGGUUCUAUACGAAAUAUGAUAAAAAACCAGAUCAAUUACCAAUUCGUUAUUUUACUCAAUUAAAACAUGCAGAUGUUCAAUCGAUUGUUUUCCAUGAUGUUCAUAGACCGAAACUAGAAUUAUUUUGUCAAAAUAAAGUUGUUUUUAGAAAAAAUGUUCAAAACCUAGUACGACCUUAUUUAUUUAUUGAUCUACCAAUGGUACUCGAUGAUGAAUUUUAUAUACGAAUUUUAUCUAUUGAUCCUAACUAUCGAACACCAUAA
Messenger RNA from Rotaria sp. Silwood2, 987 nucleotides. NCBI's taxonomy places the organism in Eukaryota, Metazoa, Rotifera, Eurotatoria, Philodinida, Philodinidae. The record is from the annotation of a GenBank genome assembly.